This is a messenger RNA of Artibeus jamaicensis (Jamaican fruit-eating bat), 6473 nucleotides long. Its product is annotated as putative P2Y purinoceptor 10. Gene Ontology annotation, cellular component: membrane. Gene Ontology annotation, molecular function: G protein-coupled receptor activity. The transcript is spliced from 3 exons. Gene Ontology annotation, biological process: phospholipase C-activating G protein-coupled receptor signaling pathway; positive regulation of Rho protein signal transduction. NCBI's taxonomy places the organism in Eukaryota, Metazoa, Chordata, Mammalia, Chiroptera, Phyllostomidae. The record is from RefSeq and is a predicted model, not a curated record. Bases 2303 to 3346 code for a protein of 347 amino acids.
AUAUGGUACUGGUGUAAAAACUGAUACAUAGACCAAUGGACUAAAUCAAGAGCCAAGUAAUAAUUCUAUGUAUUUACAGGCACCUAAUAUUUUUGUUAAGUAUAUUUUAUUGAUUAUGGUAUUACAGUUGACCCAUUUUUCCCCUUUGCCUCUUCCUGACUGGUACCCCUAUUCUCUCCAGCAAUCCCCACCCUUAGCUCAAUGGGUUGUACGUAUAAGUUCUUCGGCUUUUCUAUUUCAUAUACUACUCUUAACCUCCCCCUGUCUAUUUUGUACCUAGCAUUUAUGCUUCUUAUUCUCUGUACAUUUUGCCCCAUUCUCCCCUCUCCCCUGUACUGAUAACCUUCCUUGUGAUCUCCAUUUCUGAUUCUGUUCCUGUUCUACUUGCUUACUUAGUUUGUUUUUUAGAUUCAACUGUUGAUAGUUGUCAAUAUAUUGCCAUUUUAACGUUCAUAUUUGUAUUAUUUUCUUUUUCCUAGAUAAGUUUCUUUCACAUUUCAUAGAAUAAGGGCUUGAUGAUGAUGGACUCCUUUAAUUUGACCUUAUCUGGGAAGCACUUUAUCUGCCCUUUCAUUCUAAAUGAUAGUUUUUCUGGGUAGAGUGAUCUUAGAUGUAGGUCCUUGCUUUUCAUCACUUUCAGUAUUUCUUGCCUGCAAGGUUUUUCUUGAGAAAUCAGCUGACAAUCUUAUGGGAACUCCUCUGUAGGUAACUCUCUGCUUUUCUCUUGAUGCUUUUAAGAUUCUCUCCUUAUCUUUAAACUUCAGCUUUUUAAUUAUGAUGUAUCUUGGUGUUGCCCUCUUUGGGUUUAACUCCUUUGAGACUCUCUGAGCAUCCUGGACUUGUAUAUCUAUUUCCUUCACCAAAUUAAGGAAGUUUUCUUUCAUUAUUUUUUCAAAUAAGUUUUCAAUUUCUUGCUCUUCCUCUUCUCUCUCUGACACCCAUAUGGUUUACAUAUUGGAGUUCUUAAACUUGUCCCAGAGAUUCCUAAGCUUCUUCUUUCUGUUCCAGGGGAAUGUUUAUUUCUUCUUUUUGUUCUAAAUAAUUGAUUUGAACCUGGCUUCUUUCUGUUCAUUGUUGGUUCUAUAUGUAUUUCUCUUUAUUUCACUUUGUGUAGCCUUCACUUCUUCCUUUAUUUUGUGGCUGUACUUAGUCAUUUCUCUGAUCAUCCUGAUCACCAGUGUUUUGAACUCUGCAUCUGACAGGUUGGCUAUCUCCAUGUCACUUAGCUCUUUUUCUGGUGUUUUGUUCUGUUCUUUCAUUUAGGCCAUAUAUUUUUGUCUCCUCAAUUUGGCAGCCUCCUUGUGUUUCUACAUAUUAUGUAGAACUGCUUUGACUCCCUGUGUUGGUGCACUUGUUACAUUGUAAGGGACAGAGCCUUAGUUAUUUGACAGGGCAAGGCAACCUGCUUUGCUGCUUUAUGGCACUGUCUGUGGGGCAUAAGUCAAAGAGAAAACAAUGCCACUUGCUUGGCUCUCGCCUCAUUUCCAAUCACUUCCCCCAAUUCCUUUAAGUGAUUGGUGCCCUUCUAGCUGCUGCCCUGGUGCUGACUCCCCAAGUGAAUGUUUUGUGUAUGUUCUAGGACCCUGUGGGCCUUUAAACAGACUCUCCUGGGAGAGUGGCAAUUUCUUCUGCCACCCCAACCCCCACUGUUCUUUAUAGCCAGAAGUUAUGAGGCUUUAUUUACUGGUGCCACAAACUUAGACUGUGUGGUCUGGCCUGGGGCUAGGAUCAAUUACUCCUUUGCUGUCCCUCCUUUUUCUUAUCUGCCUCACGUGAAUGUGGGGCCAUCUUUCUCACCAGCCACUGUCACCACUGCCUUGCCAUGACGUACUGAAUUCUCUCUGCCCUGGCUGCCUAUCUCCACCUCUCUUACCAGCCUGGAUGAAUGAUUUUUCUUUAAAUCCUUGGUUGUCAGAUUUCCGUACAGUUAAAUUUUCUGGAAGUUCUGAUUAUUUUUUCUUUCUAGAUUGGUUGUUAUCCUUCUUAAGGUUAUGGGAGGAGGUGAAGCAUGUCUACCUAUGCCUCCAUCUUGGCUGGAAGUCACAGUAACCUACUGUUUGAGAAGAGACCAAGAAUACCCAUUAACUGAAAGACAUUUCUACAAAGAAGACAUGCAGAUGGUCAACAGACAUGAAAAGAUGCUCAGUAUCACUAAUCGUAACAAAAAUGUAAAUCAAAGCUACAAUGAGAUAUCACCUCACACCUGUCAGAAUGGCUAUUUAUCAAGAAGUCAACAAAAAACAAACAUUGAUAUCAUCACUCUGAUAGCGCUUUCCUUAAUAAAGGAACAUAAAUCCUCAAGAUGAGAAGUAACAGCACAAACACUACAAGAGCAAAGUGCACUGAUCUCCAAAUGCCAUUUCAGUACACCCUGUAUGCAACCACCUACAUUACCAUUUUCAUCCCUGGUCUUCUGGCCAAUACCAUAGCCUUGUGGGUUCUGUGGCGCUUCAUCAGCAAGAAAAAUAAAGCCAUCAUUUUCAUGAUCAACCUCUCUGUGGCUGACCUUGCUCAUGUGCUGUCUUUACCCCUCCGGAUUUACUACUACAUCAAUCGCCAUUGGCCUUUCCAGACACCCCUUUGCCUGCUGUGCUUCUACCUGAAGUAUCUCAACAUGUAUGCCAGCAUUUGUUUCCUGACCUGCAUCAGCCUUCAGAGGUGCUUCUUUCUUCUCAAGCCCUUCAGGGCCAAAGACUGGAAGCGUAGGUAUGAUGUGGGCAUCAGUGCUGCUAUCUGGGUCAUUGUAGGCACUGCCUGUUUGCCACUUCCAAUUCUAAGAAGUACUGGCUUAGCCAACAACACUGAGUUCUGCUUUGCAGAUUUAAGGCUUCAACCCAUUAGCAUGGCUUCCUCCAUUGCCAUGGUAACUAUAGCUGAACUUGGAGGGUUUGUGUUACCUGUUAUAAUUAUUACUUAUUGCACAUGGAAAAUGAGAAAAUCUUUACAGGAAAUCCAAGUUCCUCCUCAGAAUACCAAAGAGAGAAAAAAGGCUUUGUGGAUGGUUCUGAUGUGUGCAGUGGUAUUCAUUGUGUGUUUUACACCUUACCACCUCAACUUCCCACUUUUUAUGAUGGUGAAGCAAGAUGUGUUUUCAAACUGCUCCUUUAUCAAGAGUACUCUAUGUUUCCACAUAAUUUCCCUGUGUCUUGCAAAUCUGAAUUGUUGUCUUGAUCCAGUUGUAUAUUAUUUUAUGACCUCAGAAUUUCGUGAUAGAUUUUCAGAACAUGGUGGUCUGGUUUUUCAGUCAUGUGUGAGAUGCAAGGACAGUGUUUUAGAAAUCCAUCACAGAAAUGAGGAUCUUCAAACUAUCUCUCUUGAAUUUUUGGAUGAUUCCAAGACAACAUAAUCAAAUAAUUAGUGGGAAUGAUCUAUAUGCUCUAUCAAUAUAGCUAUGUCACCUUCAACAUGAUUCUUUUUUUUUAAGAUUUUAUUUAUUUAUCUUUAGAGGGGAAGGGAAGGAGAGAGGGAGAGAAACAUCAAUGUAUGGUUGCCUUUCAUGCAUCCCCUGCUGGGAAUUGGCCUGCAGGGAACUGGUCUGCAACCCAGGCAUGUGCCCUGACUGGGAAUCGAACCGCGAUUGUCUGGUUCGCAGGCCCGUGCUCAAUCCACUGAGCUACACCAGCCAGGGCAACAUGAUUCUUAAAAAAUGGUGCUGUUGACUGCUUUAGCAAAACAUACCUCCUUUUCUUUCAUUUUCAAAAUUAGUCUUUUGAAAGAGCUAUCCAUGCCUCUAUUUUAUGUCCCAAUGCAAACAUAUUGUUCUAUGGAGAACAUAGGAAAAUACAGAAAACGUAGGAGCAGUGGAAUGAAUAAUACAUCUGUUCCUCUGUAAUGGGUCCAGUCUUUUCACCUUCUUUUAUAAAAAUUGAAAACCAGUAGAUACAGGUGAAUUUUUGAAAUGUUUUAAAAUGUGCAUGAGAGUGAUAUGAUCCUAGCUUUAUUUCAAAAAUAACACAUUACUUGAACAAUGUAGACAAAAGAGGAAAGGUUUAUUAAAUUAAUAGGACGUAUGAGAACUCUUAUUCUUGUAAUUUAAAAUAUCUAUGACACUUUUACUUUCUCCCCUUGGAGAAACAAAUAAUUCAGAUUGAUCCCAAAUAUCUAAAAAAUAUCAACAGAUUCACACACAACACAUACACCUUAAACACAAAAUAAAAUUGUGUUCUAACUUAUUCCAUAAAGUUUACUGUCAGGUUUUUCAAUGAAAGCUCUUUGGUAGGGUGUCUCUGAGUAUGUGUGUUGUCAUGCAUGAUUUCACACAUUGGUACUCAUUCAGAAAAUAUUUUGUUUAUUUGUUCAUUUAAAUCAAUUGUGACAUGGUCUACCUAGAUUAAUUUACCUCCAUACAACCUCAGCCAAAAUCUUGCUUGAUAGAUUUAAACAAUGAAGAGUUACACACAUGCAUAUAGUUUUCCAGAUGGACCUCAUUUCUCACAGGUAAAGAUAUAUAUAAGGAGAACAUUGGUGAAUUAAGUCCUACUAUGAAUGAAAAAUAAAACAUUAUGUUAAAAUUACUUUGGUUAAAUAAUUUUGUAACACAAAUCACUCCCAUUGGAAAUUGUAAACAAAAUUUCACGUAACAGUUUUUAUUAAAAUAGUAUUUUAAAAGGCAGUGGUUAGUUUUGUAAAAUUACAGUCAUGCACUGACUAACAAUGUUUCCUUUCAGUCAAUGAUGGACCAGAUAUAAUGGUGUUCCCAUAAAAUUAUAAUGGGGUUGAAAAAUUCUUAUUGCCCAGUAAUGUUGUAGCCAUUAUUAUGUCAUAGUGCAAUGCAUUACUCAUAUGUUUGUGGUAAUGCUGGUGUAAACAAACCUAUGUGCUUCUAGUCAUAUAAAAGUAUAACACAUAUAAUUAUAUACAGUUCAAAAUGUUUGAUAAUGAUGAUAAAUGACUAUAUUACUGAUUUAUGUAUUCUCUAUACUAUUUUUAUUAUUGUUUUACAGUCUACUCUUUCUACUUAUGAAAAAAUGUUUACUAUAAAACCGUAUGCUGUUUUAGCUGGCAGCAAGCAGAUAGAUCUCAUGUUUGCCAUGUCUCUUGAUUGCAUUAUUUUCUCUUGUACUUGAUUUAAUCAUGUGUUGUUCUUUGUUGUGUUGUAAUAUGCUACAUAGGCUUGUAAUCUAGGAGUGAAAGGCUAUACCAUAUAGUCUAGUUGGGUGGUAGGUUCUACCAUCUAGGUUUGUGUCAGUGCUCUCUAUGGUGUUCUCACAAUGAGAAAACUGCCUAAUGAUGCAUUUCUGAGAAUAUUUUCUUUAUAUGGUUGGAAAUCACAAAACAUUUUAUUUGUGUGAAUUUUUUUGUAAUAAUGAUUGCCUAUCAAAACAACAACAGGCAAUGUUUACCACAGGGGGACUAAAGAAAACAGAAAAAUUCAAGUUCUCUGAAGUUAUUUAGGGAUCUAUAUUUUAGACAGUUGUGUCCUAUAGAAAUGAUUGUCUCUUCAAGUACCUAAAUAUUGAAAACACCAUUUCAUCUGGAAGUGUUUCUAAAAUAUACUAUUUCCUACCCACUUAAACAGUUUGCUUUAAACAAGAGGACAUGGUGUAUGAAAGAACUAUUCAUCCAGAUUCACAGGAGCAGAAUCUUAAUUUCGGGUCUUUCACUGAUAAGUUAUGUGACUUUGAGCAAGUUAGUACUUUUUGGUUUUCAUUUUUAGUACUUGUUCAUGAGGGAGCUGGACUAGAUGUCUGUAAUAUGAGACAAACUUUUUAGAAUGUGCUUUCUAAACUUCAAAGAACUUUAUAAAUAAUUAUUUUUGUUAUUAUUAGUAUUAACAUUGUUGUUAUUAUUUAAGAAGAACUUCAACUGUAAUAUUUAAUGUAAUCUUUUUAGCAUGACUGAGGAUCAUUAUAAACAUCAAUUAUUGUAUCAUACACAUUUGCUUCUCUCCAAGCUAUUGAAAUUUGUAGAAUUGCUUGUACCUAUACUAAAUUGGCCCUAUAAAUUUUUAGUUCUUAUAUAUUCAAUUUUUAAGGGCUUAUUUUCCCACCAAUUUCAGGCUAUCUAUUCAUACUUUUUGCCAUUGUCAGUAGGACUCUCUAAUAAAGUCCUUAUAAUUUUAAUUAACACUUUCUAAUAGUUUAUAGCUUUGAAAGUACACUAAUCAUACUAGUUAUAACAGAGUUUAAAUUUAACAAAAAUGAGUAAAAUUCUGCUUAUUUUAUUUUAUUUACAAAGGAUGUGCAUGGAAAAAGAACAUCUCCUAUGGAACAAAGUGUAUGGGUUUUACUUGAUGGACUUUAUGACAUCCAUUUUGGCUAUGCAGAACUAUUUUACUUCCUUCCUGGUUCUGUCAGCUGUGUUUGGAUAGCUGAUGUUGCCAAAUAUUUGAGUUCCAGUUUGUUGAGAUGUGACUAGAUGUUUAUGACAUCAAAAGUUUCUUGGAAUAUAAAUAUCACCAGGUUUAAAUCUAUCUAUCAUCUAUCUAUCUAUCUAUCUAUCUAUCUAUCUAUCUAUCUAUCUAUCUAUCUAUC